Molecule: messenger RNA, 1566 nt
Organism: Mercenaria mercenaria
Lineage: Eukaryota; Metazoa; Mollusca; Bivalvia; Venerida; Veneridae
Exons: 6
Coding region: 170-1237 (355 amino acids)
Source: RefSeq, a predicted model, not a curated record
UUUAUGUAAGUUGGAUAUCGAAUGAAUAUUGCACCCCGUGGGCAGCCUCUUAUUCCAGAAAAAGCUGGCAGUUUGUGUAUAACCUAGUUUGCCAAUAGUGAAGGGUACAUGUGUCUGCAAGGAUAAACUGUUGUAGUCGUUUUAACAAGAAUAAGUGGACGAAAAUAAAAUGGACGAACGUGUCUUUACAAAGUUAAUAGUUGUGUUGAUUUGUUGGAUACAGUGUAAUUAUGCGACAUCAACUACAACGAUAGUAAAUAUGGACAAAAGAAGUAGCCCAGAAUGUGGGAAAGUGGUUGUGUUGGAUCCAUCACAUGAAGUAAGACUGCUGUCGAAAGGUCUGGCACCAAAUGGAUACUGUGGUGUUUCUGUGUUUACACCGAGAGAAAAGGACGGUUACACGUGUGAUGCAAUUUGCUUUAAGUAUAAAAAGGCAUCUAUAAGCACAUGCGAGGUCAAGGUCAAAUUGAUAGGUCACAAGUUCCGGAAAGCAGGAGAUUUAGUAGAGGAGUACAAUUGCCACCAAACGGAUAAAGAUGCUCAGUGUUGGAACGUUGGUUCUUUGCGACUGGAAGUAAUUGAAACAUACAACUAUGCAUAUGUGUCACAGAAACCGCUCUAUGAAUUUGACAUAGAUGUCUCGGCAAGGUGCACCAAAGACAAGGUCAUUGGUCAAAGUGAAGCGUACUACGCCUCUAAAUCUGGUUCUGAAAAAGAUGAGCACCAGACCUACGUUGAAGGUAUCGCUGUCGGCAUUUCCUUGGCAUGUGUGUUCCUUAUCGUGCUGUUCAUAGCGUGGUGUUACACCAAGCACCAGGCGGUUUCCAGCGGGCCAUCGUCGUCGUCGGAUAGAUCUUCCCGACCGUCUAGCAGCAAUACCCAUAAGAAAGGCAAUAUUAUAUCAACAUUCCGCAAGAAACUUCACAUCAGACGAAAAUCUGCUCAAUCAUCAGACGAACCGGAAGCAGUUUAUCGUAAGACAGACACUUCCGCCGAAGCACAAAUUCCUUCUCGUGAUUCAGAUGCAACUAUUCCGCUAACGAAAGAGUCUGAUCACGAGACGUUUGAAUUAGCCAAUGAAACGCUUGCUGAAGGAGACAAAAAUGACCAAGCAAGUGAAAAACAUGGCGGCGAAGAUUCCCCAAAAGACGGCGGUGCAGAAGGGUCGAAACUUGAACCACCGGAAGUAGUGAUCGUACCUGGAACGCCUGAACCGCCAGAAGGGAGUGACGAUUAGAUAAACAAUAUACGUGUAGUGAUUAGUUGUGUAUACUUAAUAUAGAUUUUUAUAAAUUUAAAAGUCAACGUAACGAUUUAUAUACAUCCUGAAAAAAACUUGUGUUCUUUUGGACAAAUCAGUAUGCAUUGUAAUAUGAAAAAAGGCCUAUAUUUUCACAGAUGUAUCGUUUAACAACUGAUUGUUUUCAAAUUAAGUGUUGCCAUGGCUUUGUACAUUUAAAUUGUUCAGAUCAGGUCAUGUUUUCAUAUAAUACCCGUAUUUGAGUGGGUCAGUAUUGAGUGCAAUAUUUUAAAUGCUCAAACCGUUCGUAAAACAUCUGGCAGUCU